AGACUAUAGUCUUUGGCGUUUUUACCCUGAAAAAUGUGCAAAUACUAUAUCUCGAAACAGUCAAUUGCGAACGUGCAAUACGGUAUUCGAUCAUUGCAGCGUCUCGUACGUACAUCCUUCUUUUCCGAAGCAACGGCAGUAUGGCCGCAGCAGCCGAAGCGACGUCGUCAUCAGGAGCGACAUCGAUGGUAACGCGUACAUUCUUUGCGAAGAGAAAGAAGAAGCUAGCGAGGAGAGAGAGACAUAUUUUGGGGUCUUCCGUCUUGGAUUCGACGGCAGUUCGGCUUCGGCGACAGGAGCGGCGACAUCAGGAGCGACAUCAAAAUAAACAAGGCAGGUUCCUCAGAGCGACGAUGGAGAGAGAGAGAACGUUUGCGAGGUUGUUUGAUUACGUUACUAAGAGCUUCGCUGAAGGAUGUAUUGCAAAUGCAUUCAAUGCAGCUCCAGAAAAAUUCAUGCCCAUUGCGCGAUGCAAGCGAAUCAAGACAUCAACGAGUCUCUCCAAAGAUCCACUCCUCUCCAUCCUGUUCCGGUAGAGGUGGAUCUGCAACACAUGAGACGUACAACUCCUUUUUUUGCGGAGGUCGCAUAUCUUCCAACGUCGCAGUUAUGACCCCCUGGACUUCCCCUGUUCAUCAGGGGGAGUCCAGGGACCCGUCCCCUGGGACUGCGCGGCCUCCCACCGCCCCCGGGGUCCCAGGGGACCCAGUCCCCGAGGACUUGUCUCCG
This is a messenger RNA of Athalia rosae (coleseed sawfly), 729 nucleotides long. RefSeq lists its product as uncharacterized. NCBI's taxonomy places the organism in Eukaryota, Metazoa, Arthropoda, Insecta, Hymenoptera, Athaliidae. The record is from RefSeq and is a predicted model, not a curated record. Bases 141 to 536 code for a protein of 131 amino acids. The transcript has 5 exons.